GGGGAAGCAGGAGGCAGCGGCACGAGGGUGAGCCGGCCCGGUCCCAGGCCGCCGGAGACAGCGGGCCCGUCCCAGGGUAGUUUGGGCAAAGAAGAUGAUACCUCUGUGCAGCAAAUGGUCACUUGGAACCAUGUCGUUUCCACUGUCCUCAGUGUUGAUUCUCUUAGUUGUGUCAACUACUUUCUGGUGUCAGACAAAAGCUAGUGAUGGGACACAGUUUCCUUGGAAUAACAUGAGACUUCCUGAGCACAUCAUCCCAGUUCAUUAUGAUCUCAUGAUCCAUGCAAAUCUCACCACUCUGACAUUCAAGGGGACCACGGCAGUAGACAUCAUAGCCAGCCAGGCCACCAAUGCCAUCAUCUUGCAUAGUCACCACCUGCAGAUAUCUAAGGCCACCCUCAAGAAGGGAGCUGGAGAGACGCAGUCCGAAGAACCACUGCGAGUCUUGGAACGCCCAUCCCAUGAGCAAAUUGCACUUCUGGCUCUCAAGCCUCUGGUGGUUGGGCUCCUGUACACAGUUGUCAUCGAUUAUGCCGGCAAUCUUUCUGAGAGCUUCUAUGGAUUUUAUAAAAGCACCUACAAAACCAAGGAAGGGGAAGUGAGGAUUCUUGCAUCAACACAAUUUGAACCUACUGCAGCCAGAAUGGCCUUUCCCUGCUUUGAUGAACCUGCCUUCAAAGCGAGUUUUUCUAUCAAGAUCAGAAGGGAGCCAAGGCACCUGGCCAUCUCCAAUAUGCCGUUGGUGAAAUCCGUGACUGUUGCUGAAGGACUCAUAGAAGACCAUUUUGAUGUCACUGUCAAGAUGAGCACCUACCUGGUGGCCUUCAUUGUUUCAGAUUUUAAGUCUAUCAGCAAGAUGACCAAGAGUGGAGUCAAGGUUUCCGUGUAUGCCGUGCCGGACAAGAUCAACCAGGCCGACUAUGCACUGGACGCUGCGGUGACCCUGCUGGAAUUUUAUGAGGAUUAUUUUAGCAUUCCAUAUCCCUUACCCAAACAAGAUCUUGCUGCUAUUCCUGACUUUCAGUCUGGUGCUAUGGAAAACUGGGGACUGACCACAUACAGGGAAUCUGCUCUCUUGUUUGAUGCGGAAAAGUCUUCUGCAUCAAGUAAGCUCCACGUCACGAUGAUUGUAUCCCAUGAACUCGCCCAUCAGUGGUUUGGGAACCUGGUCACUAUGGAAUGGUGGAAUGAUCUUUGGCUAAAUGAGGGAUUUGCCAAGUUUAUGGAGUUCGUGUCUGUCAGUGUGACUCAUCCAGAACUGAAAGUUGAAGAUUAUUUCCUGGGCAAGUGUUUUGAUGCAAUGGAGGUAGAUGCAUUAAAUUCUUCUCACCCUGUGUCCACCCCUGUGGAGAAUCCUGCCCAGAUUCGGGAGAUGUUUGAUGAGGUUUCUUAUGAGAAGGGAUCUUGUAUUCUGAAUAUGCUAAGGGAUUAUCUUGGUGCUGAUGCAUUUAAAAGUGGUAUUGUACAUUAUCUCCAGAAAUAUAGUUAUAAAAACACAAAAAAUGAGGACCUGUGGAAUAGUAUGGCAAGUAUUUGCCCUACAGACAGCACACAAGGGAUGGAGGGCUUUUGCUCUAGGAGUCAACAUUCAUCUUCAUCCUCACACUGGAAACAGGAAGGCCUUGAUGUGAAAACCAUGAUGAACACCUGGACACUGCAGAAGGGCUUCCCCCUGAUAACCAUCACAGUCAGAGGGAGGAAUGUACACAUGAAGCAAGAGCACUACAUGAAAGGAUCUGAUGGCACCCCAGAAACUGGGUACCUGUGGCAUGUUCCAUUGACAUUCAUCACCAGCAAAUCAGACUCAGCCCAUAGAUUUUUGCUGAAGACAAAAACAGAUGUGCUCAUCCUCCCAGAAGAGGUGGAAUGGAUCAAAUUUAAUGUGGGAAUGAACGGCUAUUACAUUGUGCAUUACGAGGAUGAUGGAUGGGAUUCUCUGACCAGCCUUUUAAAAGGAACACACACAGCAAUCAGUAGUAAUGAUCGGGCCAGCCUCAUUAACAAUGCGUUUCAGCUUGUCAGCAUUGGAAAGCUGCCAAUUGAAAAAGCCUUGAAUUUAACCCUGUACUUGAAACAUGAAAUGGAAAUUAUGCCUGUGUCCCAAGGUUUGAGUGAGCUGGUGCCUAUGUAUAAGUUAAUGGAGAAAAGAGAUAUGAAUGAAGUGGAAACUCAGUUCAAGGCCUUUCUCAUCAGGCUGCUGAAGGGCCUCAUUGACACGCAGAGCUGGACCGACGAGGGCUCCACCUCGGAGCGGAUGCUGCGGAGUCAGCUCCUGCUCUUCGCCUGCGUGCGCAGGUACCAGCCCUGCGUGCAGAGGGCCGAGCGCCACUUUCGAGAGUGGAAGGAAGCCAACGGAAACCUGAGGCUGCCCAGCGAUGUGACCUUGGCAGUGUUUGCUGUGGGGGCCCAGACCACUGAAGGAUGGGAUUUUCUUUACAAUAAGUAUCAGUCUUCUCUGUCGGGCACUGAGAAAUAUCAAAUUGAAUUUGCCCUCUGUGUUAGCCAAAAUAAGGAAAAGCUUCAGUGGUUACUAGAACAAAGUUUUAAGGGGGAAGGAAUAAAAACACAAGAGUUUCCAGGUAUUCUUACAAGUAUUGGCAGAAACCCAGUGGGAUAUCCAUUGGCCUGGCAGUUUCUAAGGGAAAAUUGGAAUAAACUCAUACAAAAGUUUGCGCUUGGCUCAUCUUCCAUAGCCCACAUGGUAGUGGGGACAACAAAUCAGUUCUCUACAAGAGCGCGGCUUGAAGAGGUGAAAGGAUUCUUCAGCUCUUUGAAAGAAAACGGUUCUCAGCUCCGUUGUGUCCAACAAACAAUUGAAACCAUCGAGGAAAACAUACGCUGGAUGGACAAGAAUUUCGACAGAAUCAGAGUGUGGCUCCAAAACGAACACCUUGAACUGCUGUAAUGAUUUGUUCUUUGUUGGUUCCCGUGAUCUGUAAUCACCAAAAUUUUGUUGACUAUGAGUAUUUUCAAACUAGAGAUGGCUGUUUUGGCUCCCACUGAAGAUGGACCUUUUCCUUCGACUUCUUUCUCAUUUGACCAGCCCUGUGAAAAGCCCAGCUGUUCAUUUUCUCAUCAAUGGGUCAUGUCUGUCAUGUGUUUCAUUUAUGGGUAUUGCCUGCAAUGGAGACCCAAGGGGUGGGUUCCCCAACUACCGAGGAGUAAAGCACCUUAUUCUUCUUAUUUUAUACGUAAGCCCCCAGUCUCCAAACCCCUCACGAGCUGUUUUGUUAGCCUCCAGACAACACUGAACAGUGGGAACUGCUGACCACGACCACCUGAAUCCUCGACUAAGCCAGGAUGAGUCUGGUCGGCUUCCCGCCUUCUCUUCCUCGCCGCCCGCGUGUCGGGCUGGGCAUCAGGCGUCCAUGCUCUCUAGCUUGUGGUCAGCCUCCCAGCAGGGCAGAUUGGAGCUGGGGUGGGAAAGAGGAGGCGGGGUGUUUAUUCCCCUCUUUCCCUUGCAGGUCGACUUAGGCUGGGCCCCAUUGAAGGUCUCCAGUCUGGAGGGGCGGACCCCUUUCCCACUCAGCUCUCCCCAUCUCUGCAUUCUAGUGCCUGCUUCCUCUCUCACCCCUUCAGGACGGGGGGCAAAGUGGCAGCCGGGCUUUUACUAGUCCUGGCUCUACUUGUGGUUCCCAUACCUCCCUGCACUUGCCUUUGCUUCAAAAUAAAACAAGGAAGAACACCUCAUAUGGAACCCUGCUCAGAUAGUCCUAAUUUGAAUGUCAUCUAUUUCCUCAGGGACCCUGACUGAUACAGUGGCCCUUCUGAAACAGCAGAGUAUGUUCAGGUCUAGAGAGAAACCCUCUCAUCUGAAGUUGUACCUGAGAGCUGUUGAUCCUUAGGUAGGCGGGGCUUCCUCUCUCUGCUCGUUAUUUGGCCUAGUUUAUAAUUCUUGACUAACUCAUUAUUGUCACUUAUUGCCAAUAAGUCACUCACUUAUUGCCAAUAAGUCAUGGCAUAGUCUCCCGUGA
Molossus molossus (Pallas's mastiff bat) is the source of this 3974-nucleotide messenger RNA. RefSeq names its product endoplasmic reticulum aminopeptidase 1 (gene ERAP1). Gene Ontology annotation, cellular component: cytoplasm. Gene Ontology annotation, biological process: peptide catabolic process; proteolysis. Gene Ontology annotation, molecular function: peptide binding; metalloaminopeptidase activity; zinc ion binding. The transcript is spliced from 19 exons. Bases 95 to 2905 code for a protein of 936 amino acids. The record is from RefSeq and is a predicted model, not a curated record. NCBI's taxonomy places the organism in Eukaryota, Metazoa, Chordata, Mammalia, Chiroptera, Molossidae.